AUGAAAAAUUAUAGUUUGAUAGUAAAUAAAAGUUCACCUACUGAUAGUUUUAAGAACCUGAACGUUGAAGAUGAUAGUUCUGAGAACCUGAAUGUUGAAGUUGACAAUGCUGAGAAUCUGAAUGUUGAAAAUGACCAUGAAGAACAGCCAAAAGACAGCCCUAAAAAUACAAGUCACCAUUUACCUCCAGUUCAUAUUGAGUUAUAUUGUGAAAAAACCUUCGAGACAUGGGAUGAAUGUCAGAAAGUAUUAGAACAUUAUGCAAGGCAGAAUAACUUUGUGAUUAGAAAAAAACAUGUCGAUAAUAGCAAUGAUCCAUACCAGCAGACAUGGGAUUGUGAACGGUCGGGUAAAUAUACUCCACGUAAGACUGCACUACCUGAAAAACAAAGAAAAAAGGCUUUUGCCACGGAAUAUUGGAAGCUUACUACAAAAAUGAAGAAACUUAUUGAAAGCUAUACACUUUGUGAUAUUGACAUUCUGUCUCAGGUGAAGUUGUUUCGUGGGUUGUUCUCUGAAGCAACAAUAGUAGAUUAUGAUGUAAAGAACUAUGUUUAUAAGUUUCAUAGAAAUCAUAAAAUAGAAGGUGGUGAUGCUACAAAGCUCCUUCACAUUUUAAAAAAGAGCAUGCCAAAGAUCCUGAUUGAUAUAGUUCUAAAUGAUAACACUACAUUAACCAAUACCUAUAACCUACUAUUAAGCAUUUUUGCUGUAGUCGAUAAUAAUUUCAAAUCGCGGAUCAUUGCACAGGCUGUAUUUCCUGAUGAAACAAGUGAAAGUUAUAGAUGGGUAUUACAACAGACAAUUGAAGCUACUAGAGUCCAGCCUGGCACAUUAAUUAUUGAUGCUGAUCCAGGUCUUGAGAGUGUAGUUCCUAAGGUAUACCCAAAUACCUAUCUUCUUCACUGUGUCUGGCAUAUUGAGCACAAUCUUGAAAAACAAUUGUCUAAACUUCUUGGUGACUACUAUACUGAUUUUCUUAAAGCAUUUUACCAUACCCAAAAUGUUUUAUGCAAAGAAGCAUUUGAGAGGUAUUGGAAACAGUUAAUGAUUGAUUUUCCAGAAUCAACCAAAUAUCUGCUAAGUAAAAAGGUUGAUCUUGAUAAUCUGUAUAAUUUAACGCUAGGCACAGUUGAGAAUGAGCCGAUUGAAAUUGAAUAUGACUUACAUCAAAUAUAUUUUGAGAAGCUUCUUAAAGAAAUUGAUCAUUUGUUAAUAGCUGAAGUUUGGGAAGUUCAUUCUAUUGAGAAUAAGUCAAGUAUUAGACAACAUGUAGUUCUAUUAAAAAAUGGCUUUUAUUUGUGUCACUUUUAUAUUUCUCUUAUUCCAAACUGUUGGUAUAAGGAUAAUAUUGUGGAUGCAUUAGUUGGUAAUGAGCUAUUUGUUAAAUCAAAUGAAUAUGAAGAUUCAGCAUUAAAUACACCAACAGCUGCAAAAGCGAUUGGGCAAAAACAAUCUACAAAAGGAUCACUACUUGUCUUGCACGCAAAUCUACAAAGUACUAAAGACGAUCAAGCUUCAGAAUAUGAGCAAGUAAAUAAUGAAGUUUUGGAAUAUGAUCAGGUUUUAGAAGAAACAAAAAGUGAUCAAGUUAUAGAGCAUGCACAGGCUUCUCAUCUUGAG
Molecule: messenger RNA, 1623 nt
Organism: Racocetra persica
Lineage: Eukaryota; Fungi; Glomeromycota; Glomeromycetes; Diversisporales; Gigasporaceae
Source: the annotation of a GenBank genome assembly